UGUGAAUGUGAAUCAACCAGUCAACCAGCCUUUCAAAUUCAAAAUGGCGUUGUCAACAAUGAACGUCAAAGUUUCACUAUUUUAGUUGUUGUUUAAAUAAUUAUUGUAGUUUGUUUCUCCUGUUUUUUUUUUAAGUUAAAACGUUCAUAUUUUAUUUAAAAUGAAUGGUCUUAGCUUUAGUGAAUUGUGCUGCUUGUUUUGUUGUCCACCGUGUCCUAGUAGAAUCGCUGCUAAAUUAGCAUUUUUACCUCCGGAACCAACAUACGAUUUCCAUGCAGAUGGUACUGGCAGAUAUACGCUAAGUCUAACUGAUAGGGCUGAAUGGCAGUACUCCGAAAGAGAUAAAGAAAAUGUAGAAGGCUUUUUCACUAGAACGAAUCGUGGUAAUAGAAUUGCUUGUUUAUUUGUUCGAUGUAGUAGUACUGCCAGAUUUACUUUACUGUUUUCACAUGGAAACGCAGUAGACUUAGGACAGAUGAGUAGCUUUUAUUUAGGAUUGGGAUCCAGAAUUAAUUGUAACAUCUUUAGUUAUGACUACUCAGGUUACGGUGUAAGUGCUGGGAAACCUUCUGAAAAAAAUUUAUACGCAGAUAUUGAUGCUGCCUGGCUUGCUUUACGUACUCGGUACGGUAUUAGCCCUGAAAAUAUUAUUUUAUAUGGGCAGAGUAUUGGUACAGUGCCUACAGUUGAUUUAGCCUCAAGAUAUGAAGUAGGAGCAGUUAUUUUGCAUUCUCCUCUAAUGUCAGGCAUGCGAGUUGCAUUUCCUAACACCAAGAGAACAUGGUUUUUUGAUGCCUUUCCAAGUAUUGAUAAGGUGCCUAAGGUGACAUCCCCAGUUUUAGUAAUUCACGGUACUGAAGAUGAAGUAAUUGAUUUUUCUCACGGACUGAAUAUAUUUGAAAAAUGUCCCAGAGCUGUAGAACCUCUUUGGGUGGAAGGCGCUGGUCAUAAUGAUGUAGAACUUCACAACGUUUAUUUAGAAAGACUUAAAAAAUUUGUUAAUGUUGAAUUAGUUAACUGACAACUACUUAAUGGAGAAGAUUGCACUGUCAGUUCUGGAACAUCCAGUUCGGCCGGUGAAAAAUUGCUCUAGCACGGGGCCGCGGGUCUGGCAUCUAGUCGACCCGCGUUAUCUUCUCACUGCCCAUCACCUCAUCACGCUCUGCGUGCUCUGUCUGGUAUUCUAGCUCGUGCAGAACGUCAGUGCAGUAGUGCUCAAAGUUCACCUCGCCCACGGCAUUUACCGCCUGCUAAAGUACAGUCUCUGCCAAUGUGUAAUGGGACUGCUUUUGUUUGCUCCACUAGUUGUGGUUGUCCUAUUCUUGAGACGACUUGCUAGCAUUAGUGUAAAUAAUAGGGAUAUGGACCUACUUUUUCAAAUGAAAAAAGACAAUCCUAUAAAACUUCUCUUCCCUUUCCUGACCAUUUUGCUACAUUUUUAUUAUCUCCCAUGAGUUUUCUGAGUGAUGCGAUAUUCACGUUUUAAUCGUUAAAAAAAGACAUUCUAUGACCAUUUUCGAGUAUGUGUAUAUGAAAUAGUUAACCGUUUUCUAUUUUCGGGAAAAAAUUAAAAUAAAGAGUGUAUGGAAUGGACGAUUAAGUCGUUAUUACACCAAUCAAAGAUUGUAAUUUGUGGUUGAAUGAAUGAAUUAAAUAUAAUCUGGGUAUCAAGUUGUUGCUUAUGAUGGACUGCUUUUCCACAUUUUCCAUUUUGCUAAAGUGCACUGUAAAUAAAAUUAACUUUAAUAAUGUGGAUUGCAGCAUUUUACAUCAUUUGAGUAAAUUAUUGUUUUUAGUACAUAAUCUGAUGUGUAAUCUGAUGGAUAAUGAAAUAUAUUGCAUUUUUGUAAUUUUUACAUGUUUAAAUCUCGAUGUAUUGCAACAGUUUCUCAACGUAAAUAUUUCUAUUACCUAAAUUUUUUUCUACACAAAACGCCUAAUUAUUUUGUUAUUUGUCAUAUCCAUAACUGUAUUACUUACAUAUCAUUUAGAAAUGUUCAUGCGUUGAGUAAUAUGUUUGCAUUUUGUUUUUGAUAUUAUAAAUUGAAUACAAUUUUAAACUGUUUUUUUAUGCAUAUUCUGAGUCGAUUAUUGACAUGUAAGAUAUAACUGCGUUUAUUGUUUAACAUUUUAUUAAACAGUACAUGAUAAAAACGUGCUUGUUAUGUUUUAAAAUUGAGGAAUUAAAAUUAUAAGAAACAUUUACCGUCAAGACUUAUCGACGUAAAAAAUAAAUAGGAAACCAUUAGUAGGGAGUAUACUUUAAUUUUCUAAAGUUGUUCCUUAUACUUAUUUUUAAAAUUCACGAUUAAAACUGUUAAAUUAUUUCAUCUCUUUACUUAUUGGCAUUUAUAAAAAGU
Molecule: messenger RNA, 2360 nt
Organism: Agrilus planipennis (emerald ash borer)
Lineage: Eukaryota; Metazoa; Arthropoda; Insecta; Coleoptera; Buprestidae
Product: alpha/beta hydrolase domain-containing protein 17B
Exons: 3
Coding region: 161-1021 (286 amino acids)
Biological process (GO): protein depalmitoylation
Cellular component (GO): plasma membrane; endosome membrane
Molecular function (GO): palmitoyl-(protein) hydrolase activity
Source: RefSeq, a predicted model, not a curated record